Oncorhynchus keta (chum salmon) is the source of this 4135-nucleotide messenger RNA. Its product is annotated as tripartite motif-containing protein 45-like. Gene Ontology annotation, biological process: positive regulation of DNA-templated transcription. The transcript has 12 exons. Gene Ontology annotation, molecular function: zinc ion binding; protein binding; ubiquitin-protein transferase activity. The record is from RefSeq and is a predicted model, not a curated record. Gene Ontology annotation, cellular component: chromatin; nucleoplasm. Bases 2066 to 3868 code for a protein of 600 amino acids. Lineage: Eukaryota; Metazoa; Chordata; Actinopteri; Salmoniformes; Salmonidae.
UGCUUGCCAUAAAAACAAAAUCAGCCAAGACCUCAGAAAAGUCUGGUUCAUCCUUGGGAGCAAUUUCCAAACACCUGAAGCAAACUUCGUGAUUGAGUUGGAGACGUGCGUGGCCACGCAGUCCUGGGUGAACAUGGAGUACAGGAGGGGGCUGAGCACGCACCCCAGUGGGGCCCCUUGUGGUGAAGAUCAGUCAAUGGUCUACGCUCCUAUGGAGCCAAGGGCUUAAGCCAAUGGGUGAGGACUUCCGAUGUGGAGCUACAGUCGAUCUCAUACAGUAUGUAGCUGCUGCAGACGACACAUCACAUGGAUACUGUAUGUGGACUCUGGUAAAGGGAGCAGCUGGAACUAUCAUAACCCUGCUAAAAAAAGAGCCAGCUACCAUUGAGGAGCCAUGGCCUCAUUUGGACAGAUAAUCUUGUGGGGCUUGAUAGUCAGUAUCUUCGUAACUGCUGGACUCAUCAUUCUCAUCUUGUCUGUGUCAUUUUCAGGUCAGGGCUUGGGGGGUUCCAAGGGCACUGUGGAUAGCAUUGACAAGUGGCCCAUCGGGUACUUGGGAGAGGAUGUCAUCUUGAGCUGCAAGUUCAAGACUUCCACUAACAGCAGGGAAUCGACCAGUCAGGUGUCAAUCACCUGGACGAAGGAGGGGCUAAGUGAAGUGGUGUACAAGUAUGAUAAAGGAGCAGUCCAGCUGACGGAGCAAAACCCCCAGUUUAGAAAUAGAACCCUGCUGUUCUCAGAUGCCAUAGGUGGAGGCAAUGCCUCCCUGUUGCUGAGGGACGUAAAAGUGGGAGACAAUGGGGUGUACUACUGCAGUGUGAGCACUCCUAGUUGCUCGGGAACUGCCAGUGUUAACCUCAGAGCUGCAGCUUUCUCAGCCCCCAAAUUCAAGCGGGUAAACACUACCCUAACGGCAGAGGCAGAGAGAUGGUUCCCCAAACCAAACAUCACCUGGUUGGAUGUCAAUGACAACGUCCUGAACGAGAGUGAAACUAGCUUCUUCAACAACUCCGCCGGGAUAACUCGAUUCAUCAGCUCCCUUCAGCCAAUCAAAUUGUAUGGCAGCUACACCUGCAUCAUCCAAAACCCUCUGGUGAAGGCCAUCUCCCAGGCAACCAUCAAAGAUACAGAGAUAUCAGCAAAGACUUUCUUCUCCUUCAAUACUUCAGCUGCACCACCCAUACUACGACCUCAAUGGCACGUUCUCGCAGCUACGGCCAGUGUUUUUCUCUGGAUCUACCAGCUAACCUGAAACACAUUGACACCAACUGCUCCUCAUAGCCUACAGUCAAGGUUACUAAAAGUACUGUGGUCUGAUGGAAUUUAUGUUGGAUAUAACAAGUGGAGAUACAGUGUGUGUGCAUGGCUAUAGGUUAUCUAAUAAGUGGUGAAAUUAUAGUUACAGCAGCAAUACUGUAAUUACAUAAUAAUAACAAUUACUUUUUUUCCUAUGGGAUUCACUGUGGCAAUCAGUCUACUGGGCUAUCAGUGUAACACGUGAAUCUAUAGGUCUAUAGUUUCUUUUUUUUACAAUAAAAUGUAAAUGUUUUUAAAUGGUUUGAGUUUGGUGCUUGUUGAAGUUCAUUCUGUGUUCGCUGCAUGGGCCAUGCAUGGUCUUUCAAACCGGUAGAUGGGGCCUGCGGGAAGGAUAUUCUGAGUUGAGGGGCCUGGGACGUCGAUUAGUUCUCUGCUUCAGAUCGCAAACAACUUCAAACCACGCCUGGGGGUGCAACGGCUGUUUUUCAUUGGACUGGAGAAGAGGGUUUCAUGUUUCAAGGAAGAGAGAACGUACCUAGUGUGGAGUAUUACGGAAGAAAAGUUGAGGGUGUAGGAAACAGUGUAACAAUAGUUAUAGGCCUAUACAGUCCUACACUGAAUGUUAUUUUGGUGUUAAGGUAUUAUGCUUGGGUUUUCUGUUGCCUACUAACGUUAACUGUAACCUAGGCUACUGAUAUAGUUGCAAAUUGGUAGCCUAGGUCGAUUUCUGACACCGGUAGUUUUUAUUCUUAAACAAAAUCCGGUAUCAAAUUGUUUUUAAAGAAACGAGACAAUAAUAUAAAACACAAUGUCACACUGUGACCAAAUUUUGGAAAAAGAUGUGGAUUCCUCGCCAACCGCGACCACAAACUCGAGCUCUAAAAACGGAGAUAACGGGGACGCCGUUAUCAAUGCGAGGGCAGUGUGCCGCGUUUGUAAAUGUUUAUAUCGCGAGCCUAAAAUUAUGCAGUGUUUACACACCUUCUGCGCGGACUGCGUUCGUCAACUGGAACCAUUUUCGGUGUCUUCGGGAGUACACAAUGGUAAAGCGGUCCCUCUGGAAGGCGAGCCGCCCUCUGCCGUCACCGUUCUCUGUCCGGAGUGUGACUCCGAGGUGGACAUCCCGUUGUCCGGAGUGGACGGGCUGACCACUGACCACUUGGCCCUGGACGAAGUGUUUCUGGAGACGAUGAUGAGCAAGAACUCUGUGGUAUGCGACCUGUGCAGCGACGGGGACGCAGAGAAGCGUUGUGAGGUGUGCAGUGUCAACCUGUGUGAGUUUUGUAUUCAAGCACACAGGAGACAGAAGAGGACGUCGUCUCACACCGUCCAGUGUCUGGAGGACCUGAAGACCCAGGGUUGUCUCUCUCGGCCUGUCCUGUGCUCCCUCCACCCUGCCCAGGAGCUGCGUCUCUUCUGUGAGCCCUGUGACCUACCUGUCUGCCUGGAGUGUGCCGCCACCUUCCACCGCGACCACCGCUGCCUCCCCACACGUGAUGUCAUCGAUCGCCAUGGGGGCCGUAUCCGGGAUUUGGUUACCGGGCGCCUGCGGCCACGGCUGGACCAGCUGGAGGAGUCACUGCGGAAGGUGGACCUAUCCCAGGAGACCUUGCAGACCAGGGUGGAUGCGGCGGUGGACGAGGUGCGUUCCUUCGCACGAGGCUAUGCUAGCGCUGUGGAGUCGCACUGCCUGUUGCUGCUACGGCGCUUAGAGGAGCUGGGUCUGCAGCGCAGGAGUCAUCUCCAUCUGCAGAGGGCGCAGCUGCAGCAGGCCCUGUCGGACACCCGCGGGGGGGUGGAGUUUGCAGAGCGGCUGCUGACGUGCGGGUCGGACGCAGAAAUCCUCAGUGCUAAGGACGUGACCCUCCGCAGGCUGGCUGCCCUGAUGGAGACUGGUUACAACCCCCCCCCAGAAGCCGUCUGCCCCGAUGAAGGGAGCAGUAUUUGCUUCCUGCCACAGGAGAGUGCAGGCGAGGUGGCGGGGUACCCGAUGGUGGGGGUGAUCCACACCAAGACCCUGGAGCUCAGCAGGUGCACCAUUGAAGGGGAAGGUCUGCAGCGUGGCAGGGAAGGCCAAAGAGGGGAGUUCACCCUGGUGUGUAGAGACUUUGCUGGGGAGCAGAUGGGUCGUGGAGGGGAAGCUGUCCUGGUCAGUAUGGUCCACAAGGAGAAGAAAGACUGCAGAGUGGAGGCGGCGGUGGUGGAUAACAAUGAUGGCUCCUAUUCUGUCUCCUACACCCCCAUGGAGCCAGGGCCCUACUCUGUGUGGGUGUGUGUCAAGGCCCUACACGUUAAGGGUUCCCCCUUUGUCCUGAAUGUGAGGAGACAGGUCCGGUGGCACCGUGGAACAUUCCACUGCUGUUCCUUCUGCUCCAGUGGGGGUUCUAAAGAGGCCCGUUGUGGCUGCAUGGGAACCAUGCCAGGAGGGUUCCAGGGCUGUGGUCACGGCCAUAAGGGUCACCCCGGUAAGCCCCACUGGUCGUGCUGUGGAAGUACGGUGGAGGCCUCAGAGUGCCUGCCACAGAGUGUCAUAACGGCAGUGGGUGGAACAAUAACAGCAGUGGGGGGGACAGGCUCGCCUCGGGGCCACCUCAGGACAGUGGAGCUCUGAGGGACAGGGCCAGGACACCCCUACCCCCACCAGAUAUCAUGGGUCUACAAAUCAACCCUUUCAAAAUUUCUAUUUAUUUCUAUUUUCAAGAUGUAGAUUUUAUACACACUACACAAAACAAUAUUUGUUGUGAUCUGCUACUGUAGGCAACUAUUCUGUCGUUUCUAUUGUUUUGCAUAUGCAUGUUACAUCACAAGACUGAUUUAGUGCCUUUCAUGUAUUUGAAAGACCAUUAUUUUUAUUCUGAAAUAAAUAACACUGAAAUAA